AUGACUUCCCAUCCAUUUGACCCUAUCCGUCCCAAUGAGGUCAGCCUCGCGGCGGAAAUUCUCCAGGCAUCGUUUCCAGGGGUAUCUCUGCGGUUCAAAGUGAUCGAUAUUCAAGAACCUAUCAAGCGAGAUGUCGUGCCGUACCUUGAGGCAGAGCGACUGGGCACUCCUCUGCCCGCGAAGCCAGCUCGGAUCAUUCAAUCACUAUUCCACAGACUUGAUACCAAAGCCUUCCUAAAGGCCCUCAUCAAUUUGGACACGAAGACGGUAAUCUCGGCGAAGGAAUUGCCCAAACAUGUACAGGGACCUGGCGACAUCGAUGAGGUAAUCGAAAUCGAGCAACUCUGCCUCAAACAUCCCGCAGUCCUCGCUGAAAUUGAAAAGCUGAAACUUCCAUCUGGCGUCACCGUUCUCAAUGAUCCCUGGAUCUACGGCUGUGACGAUGAAAACGAGACCAGAAGGUUGUUCCAGUGCUACAUGUACAUGGCGGAAACAAACCACGCACAGGCAAAUCACUAUUCACUGCCACUCCCCUUUUCUCCAGUUUUCGAUUGUCUCACCCAUGAACUUGUGCGCAUGGACUACCUCCCAACCGGAACGGACCAUUCGACCACCGAAACCAGUCCGUGGAAGCCGGUCAAAGCGGUUGAAUAUGCCCACGACCUGCUGGAUGAGCCGCUGAGAACGGAUCUUAAACCAUACAUCGUGCAGCAACCAGAGGGCGCUUCUUUUUCUGUCAAUGGCAAUGCUGUCCACUGGCAAAAGUGGGAUUUCAGAAUUGGCUUCAAUUACCGCGAUGGCCUGGUCCUGUACGGUGUUACAUAUGAUAAACGCAGCGUCUUUUACCGUCUUUCUGUAUGCGAAAUGACUGUUCCAUAUGGCGACCCUCGAGCUCCAUACCACCGCAAACAAGCAUUCGAUGCCGGUGACAUCGGGUUCGGAAUCACAGCCAACACACUCUCCCUAGGCUGCGACUGUCUAGGCCACAUAAAAUACUUCAACGGUUGUCGAACCGACUCCAAAGGAAACCCCGUCACCCUCGAGAACAUAAUCUGUAUGCACGAACAGGACGCCGGGCUUCAAUACAAACACACCAAUUAUCGCACCGCGGAAGCCACCGUUGUUAGAAAGCGCCAGCUUGUCGUGCAGGUUAUCUGCACCGUCUCCAACUACGAAUAUAUCUUCGCCUGGAUCUUCGAUCAAGCAGGAAGCAUCGAGCUGGAAGUCCGCGCAACCGGCAUUCUUUCCACCAUGCCAAUUAACAAUGAGGACGGCGCCACCGUGCCGUGGGGCACCAAUGUUGGACCCGGCGUCAUGGCGGCGUUCCAUCAGCAUAUCUUCUCCAUGCGCGUUGACCCGUCCAUUGAUGGACAUAAUAACACCGUGAUAUAUCAAGACAGCGUGCCAAUGCCAGAUGACCCUGUGGCCAACCCAUACGGCGUUGGAUAUGUAACAGAAACGACUGUGCUGAAAAGGUCCGGGACAGCCGAUACUAACGUUGAGAAGUACCGGGUCUUCAAGAUCCGCAACGAUAGCGUCAUCAACACAAUCUCGCGCAAGCCGGUAGCUUACACGCUGCAGACUCUGCCUAGCCAGAUGAUGUUGAUGAGUCCUCGCAGUUUCAAUCGGAGGCGUGCACAGUUCGCGACCAAGCCGAUCUGGGUGACCAAAUACCAAGAUGGAGAACUCCAUGCUGCUGGCGAGUUCACAAACCAAAGCAAGAAGAGCUCUGGUGUUGAAGAAUGGGUGGGAAGGAAUGAUAAUAUUGAAAACACUGAUGUCGUAUUAUGGCAUACAUUCGGCCUUACACACAAUCCACGUCCUGAGGACUUCCCCAUCAUGCCUGUCGAAAGGAUAAGCAUCAUGCUCAAACCGGAUGGGUUUUUCGAGAAGAACCCCGCUCUCGACGUCCCUCCUUCCAAUCAAGCUUUUAAUCGUUCUCAACUGCAUGAGGACGGGGGAAAUCGCGGAACCCUGGCAGCAUCUUGCCGUUGCCCUCCAGAAACAGCUAAAUCGUAA
Histoplasma capsulatum G186AR is the source of this 2019-nucleotide messenger RNA. RefSeq names its product copper amine oxidase. The transcript is spliced from 4 exons. Gene Ontology annotation, biological process: amine metabolic process. The record is from RefSeq and is a predicted model, not a curated record. The coding region runs from base 1 to 2019 and encodes 672 amino acids. Gene Ontology annotation, molecular function: primary methylamine oxidase activity; quinone binding; copper ion binding. NCBI's taxonomy places the organism in Eukaryota, Fungi, Ascomycota, Eurotiomycetes, Onygenales, Ajellomycetaceae.